This is a messenger RNA of Gadus macrocephalus (Pacific cod), 1722 nucleotides long. RefSeq names its product aspartyl aminopeptidase (gene dnpep). Gene Ontology annotation, biological process: proteolysis. Bases 109 to 1515 code for a protein of 468 amino acids. The transcript is spliced from 15 exons. The record is from RefSeq and is a predicted model, not a curated record. NCBI's taxonomy places the organism in Eukaryota, Metazoa, Chordata, Actinopteri, Gadiformes, Gadidae. Gene Ontology annotation, molecular function: aminopeptidase activity; zinc ion binding.
GGCGGAAGGCGCUGUGGCUCAGUCAUUUAAACUCUUCUUCUGAGUGACAGCUGACGACUCUCGCUGUCACCCACGCUCUCCUCCCGUCCCGGUCUCAGAGUCCACUCCAUGCAGGCGCUCAUCAUGAACUCCAAGGAAGCGGUCCAGAAAGCGGCAAAGGAGUUCCUGACGUUCGUCAACGCAGGGGUCUCCCCCUAUCACGUGGUGGAAGAAUGUAAGCGUCGUCUACUUGCCGCUGGCUUCGUGGAGCUGAAGGAGUCUGAGCAGUGGGACAUCAGGCCGGCCAACAAGUACUUCAUGACCAGGAACUACUCCAGCCUCAUCGCCUUCGCCGUCGGUGGGCUCUUCCUCCCCGGCAACGGCUUCUCCAUGAUCGGAGCGCACACCGACAGCCCCUGUCUCAGGGUGAAGCCUCGCUCUAAGAAGACUUCCCAGGGGUGUCUUCAGGUGGGGGUCGAGUGCUACGGCGGAGGGAUCUGGAAUACCUGGUUCGACCGCGACCUCACCGUGGCCGGCCGCGUCAUGGUCAAGGUGGGAGAGCGUCUGGUCCAUCGUCUGGUCCACGUCGGUCGUCCCAUCCUCCGUGUUCCGCACCUGGCCAUCCACCUGCAGAGAGACAUCAACGACAGCUUCGGCCCCAACAAGGAGACACACCUAGUGCCAAUCCUGGCCACGGCGAUCCAGGCAGAGCUGGAGAAGGACGGAGCCUCAUCUGGGAACGCCGUGGACGCCAAGACCACGGCGGAGAAGCACCACCCUGCUCUGGUCCAGCUGCUGUGUGAGCAGCUGGGGGUGGAGCCAGACGCCCUGAUGGACUUUGAGCUCUGUCUGACAGACACACAGCCUGGGGUUCUGGGGGGCGUCUACGAGGAGUUCAUCUACGCCCCGCGUCUGGAUAACCUGCACAGCUGCUUCUGCGCCCUGGAGGGUCUGAUUGAAUCCUGUGUCGGAGACACGCUGACCUCUGACCCAAACAUCCGCAUGAUCAGCCUGUACGACAACGAAGAGGUGGGGUCGGAGAGCGCCCAGGGUGCCCAGUCCAACCUGACGGAGAUGGUGCUGACCCGCCUCUCCUCCUCCGCCUUCCAUCGGGCCGCGCCCCUCUCCUUCAUGCUGAGCGCCGACAUGGCCCACGCCGUGCACCCCAACUACCAGGAGAAGCACGACGAGAACCACCGACCAUCUUUCCACAAGGGCCCGGUGAUCAAGUUCAACAGUAACCAGCGCUACGCCACCACCGCCGUCACUGCAGCCAUGCUCCGAGAGAUCGCCAGCAGGGUGGAGGUCCCCCUCCAGGACGUGAUGGUGCGUAACGACAGCCCGUGCGGGACCACCAUCGGGCCCAUCCUGUCGGCCCGGCUGGGGGUCCCCGUCCUGGACGUGGGGGCGCCCCAGCUCUCCAUGCACUCCAUCAGGGAGAUGACCUGCACCUCUGGGGUGCUGCAGAGCACCACCCUCUUCAAGGCGUUCUUCCAGCUCUUCCCCACCGUGAGGGCCCUGCUGACCGUGGACUAGACCUGUAGACCGGACCCCGAGGGCUGUAGACCCGACCUGGUCCCUGUGGUUCACCAAAGCGCUCAGCAGGGGGCGCCUUUGAGGAACAGGACCUUCAAGUGGUCGCCCCCAGACCCUGGUCCAGGGGGUCCGCACAGUCCUGGACCCCACGUGGGGACCUCCUUCCUGAGGGAGGGGACCAGCUUUUGAAUAAAACGGUUCACUGAA